AUGAGCAAGCAUACCAACUUUAGACGCCACAAGAUGGCUGGUCAUGAUGCAGAAGGGCUGAAGAACUUCUGGGAAAAUGUCAUCCAAGAGCAAACUAAGCAACGAGAAGAUGAAGAGUCUAGGUUAAGCAAAAGUGCCCUGAACAAACUCCGCCAUGAAUGGACUCUGAGACUGGAAAGCCGAGCAAGGCAGGUCCAGGCGCACACAAAAACACGGAAAGAGCAGAUGACGCUGCUGUCCAUCGAGGCUCUUCCCUCGCCAGAUAAAACUGUUGCUUAA
Gymnogyps californianus (California condor) is the source of this 279-nucleotide messenger RNA. RefSeq names its product protein FAM240A-like. The coding region runs from base 1 to 279 and encodes 92 amino acids. The record is from RefSeq and is a predicted model, not a curated record. NCBI's taxonomy places the organism in Eukaryota, Metazoa, Chordata, Aves, Accipitriformes, Cathartidae. The transcript has 2 exons.